AGUGUCCCCUUCUCGGCGUCCCCUCUGAGAACUCGAUUGUUGUCGGAGGGAAGUUGACGGGUUUCGCGCUUUGCUGGCAGAGGAUGUGGCCCACACCUUCGCGGCAAUCGAGACUCGCUGAACAACAGAGAAUACUAGCUUUUUAACCAAAAGUAUCACCAGGGACAAGAGCAGCAGUACAGUAUGGCACAGGUGGCGCGCGCAAGGCCCGUCGCUGAAGUCAGGUGGGAGGGGGCACCUGUGUUUCGGCGUCUCCUCCUCAGCGUGGACGGGAAGGUUAUUUUCCUUCCUAGACCUUCUGCUGUGCCCUCGGUUCCCAGCUCCAAGAAGGAUGAGCAUGGCUGCUUCUCAGUUUGGAGCACAUUCCUGUUUCUGUAUUUGUUGGUGGCCACCCCAGACGUGUGAGCCCGCCGGUGAAUUUGGGGAGCAUGCCUCUUCACAGAGUUUCGGCUCCAGGAAAUGACCAAGUUCACGCCUGGACACUAGUCACCAGCCAAGCCUUAGAUACUGCGUGGAGAAUAGCAAAGGGGUCGGUGAUGUUGGCAGUUUCAUUUCUGGUGGCUGCCCUUUGCUACUUCAAAAGGCUGCAUUUAUAUUUAGGGCGCCGGCUGAAAUGGUGGAUUGGAUAUCUGCAGAGAAAAUUCAAAAGGAACCUCAGCGUGGAGGCGGAAGUUGAUUUACUCAGUUAUUGUGCCCGAGAAUGGAAAGGAGAGACACCCCGGGCCAAGCUGAUGAGGAAGGCCUACGAGGAGCUGUUUUGGCGGCGGCGUAUUAAAUGUGUCCGACAAGUCAAGAGAGAUAACUAUGAUGCACUGAGGUCCGUGUUGUUUCAGAUAUUCAGCCAGGGCCUCUCUUUUCCAUCCUGGAUGAAAGAAAAAGACAUCGUUAAGCUUCCUGAAAAACUGCUCUUUUCACAAGGUUGUAAUUGGAUCCAGCAAUACAGUUUUGGUCCUGAGAAGUAUACGGGUUCGAAUGUGUUUGGAAAAUUACGUAAAUGUGUGGAAUUAUUGAAAACGCAGUGGACUGAAUUUAGUGGAAUAAAAGAUUAUCAUAAGAGAGGAAGUAUGUGCAACAUCCUUUUUUCUAAUGCUAUCCUGGAAUAUAAACUCUAUGAAGCUUUAAAGUUCAUCAUGCUGUAUCAGGUCACCGAAGUUUAUGAACAAAUGAAGACGAAAAAGGUCAUUCCCAGUCUUUUUCGACUGCUGUUUUCCCGGGAAACAUCGUCUGAUCCUUUGAGCUUCAUGAUGAAUCACCUGAAUUCUGUAGGCGACACAUGUGGCCUAGAGCAGAUUGAUAUGUUUAUACUUGGAUACUCCCUCGAAGUAAAGAUAAAAGUGUUCAGACUGUUCAAGUUUAACUCCAGAGACUUUGAAGUUUGCUACCCAGAGGAGCCGCUCAGAGAGUGGCCAGAGAUCUCCCUGCUGACCGAGAAUGACCGCCACUACCACAUUCCCGUCUUUUAAGUCUGGCGCUGCUCUCCCAGUGACAGUGGUCACGCUUGCAAGUCAUGUUUCUUGCAGACAAAGCAAGUGUUGCCGCCAUGGAAGGAAUUAGGACCUUCUCCGGAAUGAAGGGCACGCUGGACGGCUGUGCUCCGACGAUGCGCGCAUGGCUUUCCUGUGUUUCCCAGUCGUUUCCUCGGAAGCAGCUGCACUCGUGUGUCUGUGGGUUGGUGGUUUGACCUUUCACGAGGGCUCUGGUCACUUCAUACACGGUGGGCCUUCAAGUGCAUGAAGAAGAUUAAUUUGGACAAGAACAGGAAAAAAAUGAGAAGCAAGCAAGUUGGGAGAAAAGACUACCCUUGAAA
Messenger RNA from Equus caballus (horse), 1807 nucleotides. RefSeq names its product OTU deubiquitinase with linear linkage specificity like (gene OTULINL). The record is from RefSeq and is a predicted model, not a curated record. NCBI's taxonomy places the organism in Eukaryota, Metazoa, Chordata, Mammalia, Perissodactyla, Equidae.